GACCAUUUUCCAAAUGACUCCUUGGACAAGUCAAUUCCCAACAAUAGACGGUACAAUCCAUUGUUCGAAGAUCCCCAGUUUCCCGCAUCUCCAUUCCUAAGUCCAAUCGAUAUGUCGACCGAUGUCGUUCGCAAGCGCGGGCGUCCACGCAAAAAUCCCAUCGACCCCCCCUCCGCCACUCCAGAGCAACCCGCCAAUCCGGAUCAGAUACCCGUACCGGUAACCACAAAGCGCAAAGCCUCGACGGCGGCAAGCAAGGCGACGUCAAGCAAGACAGCAUCAAGCAAAACGGUAUCCGGCAAGACGGCAUCAAGCAAAACGGCAUCAAGCAAGACGCCAUCAGACAAGACGACGUCAAGCAAGACCACUCCAAGCAAGACAGCAUCAAAGUCCACGACGCCCAAGUCCCCGAAAGCAACCAAAUCUUCCAAGACCGCGCCCCAGGUACCCGAGUCACAGGCUGCGACCGAAUCGCCAAUCCUCCAGCAAGUGGCAGCCAAGGAGGCCGCUCGAACCAGCAAGGCCAAAAUAUCGAAUGACGAGAAGCCGAAGAGCAAGGGGACGGAAAUCCCACCGGAAGAUAUCAAGGAGUCGACAAUAGCCCCUGCAAAACAUACCACCUCACCACCGAAACCGGACGUCCAACCGCUCUCGCAAUCCACGAAGUCCGUCCCUAACAGCGUGGAAUCUCCACAGCAGCCAUCGACAUCGUCUGUAUCGGCCAAUACCUCCGCCUCGACAUCAGCUCCGCAGGUCAUGAAAUCGCCUCCCCUCCCCACCUCACGACCUUUAAAUCCGGUAUCCUCCCCAUUCACCUCGAAAUACGCCCCCCCCGCGGCCCCCUCCCCCCCUCUGAAGCCCUCAUUCGGCGACCGCUUCUUCGGCCGGCCCCCGCCCGGGUCACCCAAGCAGCCGAUAAAUGCCGAGAAGUUAAAGAGAGCAAAGCGAAGGUACGAGGCCGAGGCCGAGAUCUCGUCGACGAGGCGAAUGCCGUGGGCUAAUUUAUAAAUAGGGUCCUGAUGAUGUAUAUCGCCAUCCCGGUGUUUAUCGCGACGACGCCGAUCAUGUAUAAACGCGGUGAGUAGGGAACCCAGAUUACACGUUCUUCGUGUGAUGGGACGAAACCAUGCUGAUUUCUGCCGCCAUAGUGAUCUUGAAGGAGGAACCCAGGACGGUUGGCGAACGACCGUUUGAGAUCGUGAAGCACCCCGAAAUGGAACGGGAGGCGGAAAAGGGAACGCGGUUGGAGUAGCCGAAAGCCUCGACGACGGUUUGGAUACGAGACUUACGGGCACAUGACUCGAGAUGUUCAUAUGGCAUGAGAUGGAGCAUCUGUACAUAGAUGAUCAAAAGGGUAAAGCACUGUGUAUAAACAAUGGUGAUCACGACUCAUUAUAUUGUCAAACCAGA
This is a messenger RNA of Eremomyces bilateralis CBS 781.70, 1410 nucleotides long. RefSeq lists its product as uncharacterized. Lineage: Eukaryota; Fungi; Ascomycota; Dothideomycetes; Eremomycetales; Eremomycetaceae. The coding region runs from base 112 to 1008 and encodes 298 amino acids. The record is from RefSeq and is a predicted model, not a curated record. The transcript has a single exon.